AAGGUAGCAAUUUUCCGUCCCGCCAAUCAUCUCAGAUACUUCUCGCUGCGACGUGGUGUUUGGUAUCUUUUGUCUUCGUCAACAUUUACAAUUCCACUUUGACAUCUUACAUGUCAGUCACAUAUCAGAAACCUGAAAUAAAUUCAUUUUAUGAGUUAGCAGCUGCUACAUCCUACAAGGCAACUAUAUUAACAGGAUCGAUUCAAGAAAUAGAUUUAAUGGAAUCAACUAACUGGGCUAUGAAAAUUGUGGCCGAUAGAAUUGAAAAGUGCGCCUCAGACUGCAGGAAAUUCAGCGUACAGGAAUUGGUUUCCCCACUUCUGGAUAACAAGGACUAUGUUUCAAUAUUGCCAGGUAGAAUUGGAGCAUCGCUGAUGCAGAUUCACAACUCUGAGAGAGUUAAAUGUCGUCUAGCUCUUGCCUUUGAGAGAAGGUCGUGGUUGCCCAUGUUCUUCGCAGUCCAAAAAAAUAGCCCUUACAACGAGGAGAUUAAUCGGGAGUCAUUAUGGUUCAGCGAUACUGGACUUAGCGAGUACGGCAAAUCGAAAAACAAACAGUGUCAAUUAAAGUACAACAGCAAUGGGGUUUCGACAAAGAGAAUUAGCAACAGAAUCAAACUGGAGCAGUUUUAUCUACCGUUUCUGAUUCUUUUCGGUGGCUAUUUACUUGCUUUCGUGCACUUUUUCGGUGAAAAGUUUAUCUGUCCCCCUCGCACUUAGCAAGUAAUAGCAAUUAAAAACUGUUUACCUUGCUAGCAUAGUAUAAGAUGGCGGGUCCUCUAGAAAACGUUGACGACACUUCUACUUUCAUCUAUCCCUGUAGUGCAUGGAUGAAAACCGUAGUAGUUGUUCUUUCCUAGUUUUUCUAACAAUGAAAACGUAAACAAAUUAUGUUAAACGAACUACGCAUACGAUAAAAAGUACGUCAAAUGUGACAAGACUAAAGAGUGGAAGUAGUAAAUUACAUGUUUACCAAAAUAGUAAGAAAAAGUAUUCAACAAAACAAAAUACACGAUA
Daphnia carinata is the source of this 1016-nucleotide messenger RNA. RefSeq lists its product as uncharacterized. NCBI's taxonomy places the organism in Eukaryota, Metazoa, Arthropoda, Branchiopoda, Diplostraca, Daphniidae. The coding region runs from base 111 to 719 and encodes 202 amino acids. The transcript is spliced from 4 exons. The record is from RefSeq and is a predicted model, not a curated record.